Auanema sp. JU1783 is the source of this 1155-nucleotide messenger RNA. Lineage: Eukaryota; Metazoa; Nematoda; Chromadorea; Rhabditida; Rhabditidae. The record is from the annotation of a GenBank genome assembly.
AUGGACCCGGAUGCUUCUUCCAUUUUGGCAUCAACUUCUGUCAUAAUUACAAAUAAAUCUGAAAGUUGUAUUGAUAUACGAGAAUUCCUAUAUCAAAAUGAAUCAGAUUUAACGUUGGAACCUAUAACAAUGGUUACAUUUGGAUUUAUUUAUUCUUUAUUUGUCACAUUAGGUGUUAUUGGCAAUUUAUUGGUCAUUAUUUCUGUUUAUCAGAAUAGAUCGCUACAAUCUGUUCGAAAUAUUUUUAUCGUUUCAUUGAGCGUCUCGGAUAUCGUCGUUUCCAUAGUUUCUGGAUCGGUGACUCCCAUCUCAGCAUUUUCGAAAACAUGGCUUUUUGGAGCAAAUAUGUGCUAUUUUGUGCCGUUGAUUCAGGGAACAAGUUUAUGCUUUUCCACAUUGACCUUAACAGCAAUUGCCAUAGAUCGAUUCAUUCUCAUCAUAUUUCCAGCAAAAAAACCGAUUCAAAUGUCCAUGGCAUUGAAGAUGAUUUUCCUCAAUUGCUCCAUUGCGGCUUCUGUCUCGUUUCCUAUGUUUUUGAAACAACGAUUGAGUCAAUUUCAAAAUUUCUGUGGACAUUUUUGUGCUGAAGAUUGGGGAAAUGACUUGUAUGCACGUUCCGUAUAUGGCACCAUCGUCUUCAUUCUCCAAUUCGUUAUUCCUCUCAUUAUCAUAUCGUUUUGUUAUUUAAUGAUAUCUUUGAAACUUAAACGAGGAAUGCUUGUGAGGAAUUCGAAAAACGAAGAGCUCAUCAUGACGGAACAACGUAAAGCAGCACUGAAACGUCGAAUGCGCACAAAUAGAAUGUUAAUCGGAAUGGUUGGCGUCUUUUUUUGCUGUUGGAUGCCGUCUGUCGUCUUCAAUUUUCUUCGAGACUAUACUUGGCUGCCAGACUACGUUCGACAUCAAGAAUAUUUAUUUGGGGUUAUAACUCAUUGUAUUUCCAUGAGUUCAACUAUAUGGAAUCCAUGUUUAUAUGCAUUGAUGAACGAACAAUUUCGUAUAGCAUUCGUCUCUUUAUUAAAUAAUUUGAAAACAACUGAUAAAAAGAAGACAAGACAUUGUUCACGCCUUAUGUCCAAUACAACUUUACUGAAAAGUCAUUCAAAUACUACUAAAAAUGAAAUUGGCUCAGAUUAUCAGACGAACAUGUUAUAA